Molecule: messenger RNA, 810 nt
Organism: Cornus florida
Lineage: Eukaryota; Viridiplantae; Streptophyta; Magnoliopsida; Cornales; Cornaceae
Exons: 1
Coding region: 1-810 (269 amino acids)
Source: RefSeq, a predicted model, not a curated record
AUGUUAAACUUGACAAAACUGAAAUUCGUGGCCCUGGAUAUUUCUGGCAAAAAUUAUUUAUCAUGGAUUCUGGAUGCUCAGAUCCAUUUGGAUGCCAUGAACCUUGGAGACACAAUUAAAGAAGACAAUGAUGCAUCAUUGCAAGAUAAAGCAAAUGCCAUGAUUUUCCUCCGGCGCCAUAUUAGUGAGGAACUGAAAACUGAAUACCUCACUGAAAGAGAUCCACUUUGUUUGUGGAAUAAUUUGAAAGAAAUAUAUAAUCAUCAAAAAACAAUCAUCCUCCCAAAGGCCAGGGCUGAUUGGCUGCAACUAAGGUUGCAAGAUUUUAAAACUGUGGCUGAAUAUAACUCUGCUCUAUUCAAAAUCAACUCUACAUUGAAAUUAUGUGGUGAUACUGUUACUGAUGAACUUUUGCUUAAAAAAACAUUCACCGCAUUUCACGCCUCGAAUGUACUCUUGCAACAACAAUAUCGAGAGCGUAGAUUUAAAAAAUAUUCAGAGCUGAUAUCAUGUUUGCUUAUGGCAGAGCAAAAUAAUGAGCUUUUGUUUAGAAACCACCAGUCCCGUCCAACUGGAUCGACACCGAUCCCUGAAACAUAUGUUGCCUCAUCCUGUGGUCGUAGACGCGGACGCGGACGUGGUCGUGGUGGUAGAAAUGAAUAUGGUCGUGGCAAAAAUAACUACCACAAUAAUGAAUAUGGUCAUGCUAGAAAUCAUUCUUAUUAUUGUGAAGGAUAUCAAUCCUCACAUUUUCGCAAUCAGAGAUCCACACCAUAUCCUCAAAGGAGAGAUCAUCAUGAAAUGAAAUAG